AAAAUGAUCCAACACAAUUUCGUUCACUCUCUCCUGGAAAGCUUGUGAAAUUUUUGGUGGAGUCUGGCGAUCAUGUAAAAAGAGGUGAUAAAAUUCACAUGCCGUUUAUCGCAACAGAAGAUGGUAUUGUUCAAUUUAUAAAGACCCUAAUCAGUUCAGUUCAUUACGCAUUAUAUUUUAAGGUACAACUUUCUGUAAUGAAUCCGCCCGUUUUAGUUGGUGACAAAGCUCAUCAGAGAUAUUGUAAGGUCGAGCAUAUUUUUGAAUGUAUAUUGGAUGGUUAUGAUAAUCAAGCAAUAUUACACAAAAUCCCGGCCAAACUUGAAGCAGCUUUAUUGAGAAUUUCUAAUGAGACGCAUAGUCAAGGAUUAGAAUAUCCUGCAAAAUGA
Molecule: messenger RNA, 389 nt
Organism: Funneliformis geosporum
Lineage: Eukaryota; Fungi; Glomeromycota; Glomeromycetes; Glomerales; Glomeraceae
Source: the annotation of a GenBank genome assembly